This is a messenger RNA of Emericellopsis atlantica, 1729 nucleotides long. RefSeq names its product centromere kinetochore component CENP-T-domain-containing protein. Gene Ontology annotation, biological process: replication fork processing; resolution of meiotic recombination intermediates. The transcript has a single exon. Bases 172 to 1542 code for a protein of 456 amino acids. Gene Ontology annotation, molecular function: protein heterodimerization activity; chromatin binding. NCBI's taxonomy places the organism in Eukaryota, Fungi, Ascomycota, Sordariomycetes, Hypocreales, Bionectriaceae. The record is from RefSeq and is a predicted model, not a curated record. Gene Ontology annotation, cellular component: FANCM-MHF complex; Fanconi anaemia nuclear complex.
CCGCAUAAUACAAUAGCCACGACUCCUUCGAAUUGCUACCCGAGCAGGUCUUGUAACUCGACAACGAAGCCAAUCGCCAGCCCUGUCAGUAAUGUUUCAGUAGGCGCAGCAUCUGCUGCCAAAGUGUCGGCCACAAACUGAGCGAGGCAUCGCGCCUCGCGCAUCGCGAACAUGACCACCCCAUCUGCUCACAGGACGCCAUCUCGCUCCGAACCUCCCCCGUCCGCUCACUCUGUUCACACGCCUCUCGAUCGCACCGGCGCUCACAAUGCCUUGAAUAGUGUUCGUCGUGGGACCUCUCAACAGCCACCUUCACGCAAUGCCCCAACACCCCACGGGCGUGCAGCUCGUCGGCAGCUGAUGGACCGCCGAACCGCCAUCUUCACGCCUGGCAAGAAGCGGCGCAAGAGCCAAAAUGACCAGCGCGAGGACGCCAUGGAUGUUCUUCGACACCUUGGAAAGGCGCUGGCGCCUAAUAGUCAAGUGAUCCACUCGUCGUCGUCGAUGGACUCGUCGGAUGGUUCGCCCGAGUCGACGGACAAGAAACGCAAAGAUUCGAAGAAAAAACCGCGUCUCAGUGUAUGGGAAGAGGAUGAUGGACUGGAUGACAACUUCCCUCUCGACAGACCGCGCUUCUCGCUACCAAUUGAUCAGGACGACGACGAAGAGGAGGAUCUGCCACCGCCCCGUCUGUCCGAGAAUUACACGGUGCAGUCAGUCGAGAUGCCUCGUCGAGCCGAUCCAGAACGAGACCAGGCACGGCUGUCCAUGCUUGGUGGGAGGAUGAGCGACGUGUUUGGCACUUUACCACCCGAGGAAGGGGGGGAGGGACAGAGGGAGUCUGACUUCUUCGACGAGGGACUCUACGAGAACUUGAUGAACAGACCGGCCGACGACGAGUACAACAGAAUCGAUGACGAUACUAUACGAAGGGAAACGAUGGGAGGUGAUGAUUUUCAAAUGGGGACACCAGGAGGCAUGGAUGAGCCUUCGACAUUUGCAAUGUCUCCGCCGAUUAUCCCGGAUCCGGAGCUAACGGCGCCAAUAUUGGAGGAAGCCACCGGCGGAUUCGAGCUUGAUGCCGGCUCGGACGGCGAACCAGCUCCUUUCGAAGACUUUGACGAUCGAGAGCCGUUUGAAGACAUUCCAGGUGGCAGUGAUGAAGAAGGUAUACCCAUGAAUGAUGCCCCGAGUGAUCGAGAGGGCUCAGUGGAUCCCACGAACGACCUUACGGAGAACAUCACAGCGCCACAGGAUGGUCCAGGGAGGGACGCCAUGCCAGCAAGGAAAAAGACACGCAUAUCACGGCAUGGGGUAGAAUAUCCAUCACUGCCACCAGCAUUUGUGAAAAAGGUGGCUCAGCGAGCGCUGCAGUCGUCCGGCUUGAGCAACCCCCGACUUUCGACUGAUACACUUGACGCACUCACACAAGCGUCGGAGUGGUUCUUUGAGCAACUAGGCGAUGAUCUGGGGGCGUACGCGAGCCAUGCCAAAAGGAAGACGGUUGAGGAGAGUGAUGUCGUGACACUCAUGCGACGGUAAGAUGCCACCUGAUUGUGCAUCAUGUCUAGAUACAUGCUAACAACGUACAGCCAACGACAAAUCGGUCCCUCCUCCACUAUCUUCUCUUUGGCUCAGAAACAUCUGCCGCGCGAGCUUCAACAAGAGCUGCGCAUGCCAGCACCACAACCUGCCAAGAAACGCCGCACCAAACGCCCACGAGAUAAUG